This is a messenger RNA of Cydia splendana, 4044 nucleotides long. RefSeq names its product torso-like protein (gene tsl). Bases 821 to 1972 code for a protein of 383 amino acids. The transcript is spliced from 8 exons. Lineage: Eukaryota; Metazoa; Arthropoda; Insecta; Lepidoptera; Tortricidae. The record is from RefSeq and is a predicted model, not a curated record.
CUUUGUCUCUACCAAGUCUCUACGUAGGUACUUAAAUGUUUAAUUUUAACUUAAAUUUUGCGCCAUCUAUCCAUAAUACUAAAAAUCAUAACGAUAUGAAUCCAAGGAACCAACAUUUUGUUAGUUCGCACGGGCAUGCAUUAGUUCCGCUACUACCCGUAAGAUGGCGUUACCGCAUGGUUUAACGCCAUCUAGUAAUCGUUGAUUAAAUUAUUAUAUGUAUACGUUAGCAUAUAUAUUGUAACCACAAUGGCGGAUAGAUGGCGAUACAACUACAUAACUUAAAGUUAACUUUAUUUUGUCAAUCUAUUAAUUUUUUUUAUAGUAUUUGGAACAGUUAUAUCGCGAAAAUUUAGUUAAUAAGGACUAAAGCAUUAGUAACAAUACCGAUGAAAAUAUAAAAUUACUCGAGUAACUUUAACAACUUGUUGCCCGACCACAGUCGCAAGUCAAAACAAAUACCUAGACCAAAUGCUCAGUCAGUGACCGGGCGCCGUGUGGGUUGCUGGUGCCGUUCGCGAGUUUUAGACGCGCGCGGACGAAAAAAAAACUAGAAACAAUUUCCUAAAUGAGAUUGUAUCAAAGAACAACUUUUUUAAACAGUAUUGUGCCACGAAAAGUCUAAAGUGAUUGUUUUUAGUUCGGUCGGUUAGUUUUUUGUAAAUUGCUGUGAUUUCGCGGUAUCGUGUUCUAUUGUUGAAAGCUACCGAUGUUGUUGUAUUAAGAGGAUGUUUUCGAUAUCGUCCAUGUUCCUAGGAAAUCGGUUUCUGGUUGGAUUUUGAUGGAAUUGUAAUCUCAGGCGGUCCCAUCGUCGUGUGGCAUGUUGCGGGGCCUCACCGCGCUGCUGGCGGUAGCCCUUUGCGCCGCCACGCUGGACUCCGAGCUCGGCGUUGGCAAGGCCAUCAAUAUAUUUAUGAGAUAUGGCUACCUCAGCAUAUGCAUGCGAGUGGUCCCCCGCAACGACACAGAAGGCUGGGUGUUCCGAGAGCCCACCGUCAGCGUGUUCAGAGACGUGGAGCGUCUCUCUGUGGCGCCGAAGCCGCGGCAGGCCAAGACCCUGUUCGACGGAGACUUCCAUAUGGAGUUCUGCGAUAACCUGAAGCAGUUGUUGCAGGCGUACUUUAGGGAUUUUAGUUUUGAGAGGUUAGAGCGACCAUGGCGAGCAUUCACAGCGGGCUGGCCGACGGACAUCAUGGCGAGGAACCUGGGCAUCAAUUCCUCCUUCAUCACGGGCGACCACUGCUACGUACUCGUCAGGGUCUCAAGGUACCGUGAAACAGCCAAGCUAAGCGACCUGCCUACCAACAUACCGGUUGAAGACGUGGUCUUCGACGCUAUCCAGGACUCCACCAUCGGGGACACGGUCUCCAUCGCCGACUUCAUUAGGAAAUAUGGCUCGCAUUACAUAUCCAGCUACAUAACGGGGAACUCGCUUUAUCAGGUAUUCGUGUUCACACGGAGCGUGUACUCUCGUAUCAAAGACCGUGUCAAGUCCAAAGGCGUCACUAACAUCCCGCCGGCGGAGAUCAACAACUUCUUCUCGCCGUUCUUCGCCGAACACAUCGGCGCGGUCAAGGUGUUUGUGUUCUCUAGAACGGCAUACUCUAUGAUAAAAGAGAGACUUAAAGUCAAAGGCGUGGCGGAUAUCACCGCGAAGGAGCUUGAGGGCUACUUUUCGCCUUGGCAUGCCAAGCAUAUUGGACAGAUUAAGGUGGCCAGCGGCAACAAAACAGUUGAAAACUGGGCCAUGAAGCGUCUCCGGGUGCACUACUACAUAUUCUCGUACCCCAGUCUCCUCAAACUGCACGGCGAGCCGUCUCUCCUGCGCAACCUGGACUCGCUGCUGGGCAACGAGGCCUUGUUGCAGUUGGAACUGAAGACGUUAUCGCCUGCCUUCAAAGAUGUGAGGAAGAAACGGUGGUUCGAGGAGGUGAUAGACAAUUAUUUGAAAUUGUGGGAGAGUAAUAUGUGAUGAAUGGUAUUUUUAGGUUAUUAUAGAAUAUUGUUUGCAGUUAAAGUCGUUUAGUUUGGUUUGAAUGUUUUUAUAAAGCCAUUUAUAUACGCACACAUUAUACGGAUUGAAUUAUUAUAUCGAGAUACGUAUUUUGAAUUUUAAAUAUUUAUCCUAUCACAUGUUGUUUUUUAAAAGAUAUAUGUUGUUGCUUUAAUGGCAGGUAUUUAAUUUUUUUUCAAUCCAUUAAUUUAGAUCAUUAUUUUAGAUUGCCUAGUCUAAUAUUAUAUCAGCGUAUCAACCCUUUAAUAUUAUUUAAACAAAAUCAAUAAAAUAAUAUACCAAUGUUAAUUAUAGAUGCUUAUUCAACUAUGUUAAACGGUUUUAACUGUAAGAUGAAUGAUGUAUUUUAAUACGUAUGCAAUAAAUAAAAAUAGUUCAAUAAUAAAUUGGUGCUAAAAAAAGCUGCCGGCCAAAUUGAAAACGGAAUUAUGCAAUUUAAAUUAAUUUUACAUACAAUUUUGUCUUGUUAUUCUGAAGAUAAUAUGAGUAUGCUCGUUUUCGAUUUUAGCGCAAUUUGCUAAGAAAAGGAUGUCUGUUUAUCAUAUUAACUGCCAUUUCAUGUUUAAGUACAACAUUUUUUCAUUUUAUAUCUAAAAUUGGACGUAAAUUUAAACGCAGGUACAUGUUUGGAAUACAAUUUAAAAUAUCAUCUUCCUAUUUUGUGAUCCAAUCUCGAAUUUACCAAAUAAUGACUAUAAUAAACGAUAUAUUUGUGAAUUUAUAUUUUUCCCUAGCAUUACAUAUAAAAACAAAUUAGAUAUAAUAUUAAAUGUGAUUAUAGAUAUAAAAAUGACAAUGUAGACGCAGUGAAUUGAACGAACUACUUAUAAAUAUAAGUUAUAGAUAUUAUAAGUAAUUUAAUGUUGUCAAAUUAAUUUCGAAUAAGUAAAACACUCCUAAGCCAUUCUAAAUACGAAAUACCUAUAAAUUAAUUAAGUAUAAUGUUUUGGUCGAUUUGAAAUAUUACAUUGUUAUAGGGCUUUUGCUCAAACUCGUUGGUGAAGACAUUUUAGAAUAAUUGUAACUUAAUAGUUUGCGAAUAGGUACCUACUUUCUGGUAAUGCUCAACUACAGCUUGACAUCACUUAACCUUUUUUUAUGUCUAGGUAGAACAAUAACUUGAUACUCUUGGUAGGGUCAUUGCGUCAGUUCACCGUCCAGGGGGGAGAUUUUUGAAUUUCGACCGCUCGAUUUCGUGUAUUUUGUUCAAUAAUAUCUCCAUUACCCGGCAAUUGAAUUCUACUAAUAGAAUUGAAAACGAGUGGUCAAUACCACUCGAUUCCCAAUUUCUAUCGCUCGUAUUUCAAACAUUAGCAUUUCACUGUUUUCCGCCGAUUUUCGAGUGACGAAAUCGAACGCACGAAUUUCAAAAAUCGGCCCCCUUUGCCUGUUUGCGUCUACUUGGCGUAGUUGCCACAAAGAAUUGUGUAUAAUUUAAUUUAUGCCUAUAUAUUGAAAUUAUACGCAAUUCUUGAAAUUAUACACAAUUCUUUGUGGCAACUACGCCAAGUGGACGGAAACAGGCACUGGACGGUGAACUAACAUAAUGACUCUAUUAUGGUAUAUGAACCUGACAUAGAAUUCUUCUAAUACCUAAAAUUUUACAGCAGGUACGUAACACUUAGUCAUUCUAUUCUAUUUUUGUAUUGAUCCUAUAAAAUGGCACACGUACUACAUUCAACAAUUUUGCAAUUUAUAGUAAUAUUUUAAAGUCAUCAAUGUCAUCAUCUGACAUUCAAUCAUAUAAUUAAAAAGAGUUUUAUUAACAUAUACCUAACGUUCAUCACAAAUUAUACUUGAAAUUAUGAAUAGUUUGCUUCUGAUUCUCCUUCUCAUAUUCGUCCAAAAGAUAGACUAAGAUAGCAAAUCGUGCAAUUUAGUGUUGUAACGCAAUGCGGGAUCAAACUUGAGAAUGCAUUUAUUUUUAUGUAUAAUUACUAUAAUUAAUUAGUCCAGUAAGGAACGGAUGUAAAUAUUUUUUGGUAAUUAAUUAAAAAGUUAAAGGAAUAAAUUGAUUUAUGACUGAAAAA